Triticum urartu is the source of this 1235-nucleotide messenger RNA. NCBI's taxonomy places the organism in Eukaryota, Viridiplantae, Streptophyta, Magnoliopsida, Poales, Poaceae. The record is from RefSeq and is a predicted model, not a curated record.
GUCAAACCUGCAGUCUAGCACUUUAGCCUAGCUUGCUCCAGACAGAGCCAUGGCCUCCAAACAGGCUGUGCAUAUGAAGCAUGGGCAAGGCGAAACAAGCUAUGCUCGCAACUCCAGUUUUCAGAAGGCUGAGCAGAACAGGAUGAAGCCCCUGAUAGAAGAGGUCAUCACGGACUUAUGCAGCAGCACCAGUAGCUUGUUGCACGGAAAGAUAGUGAUCGCGGACUUGGGAUGCUCCUCUGGUCCAAAUGCUCUAGCACUGGUAUCGACUGCCAUCAAUGCCAUCCACAACCAUUGCGUUCAGUUACAGCAGCCACCACCGGAAAUAUGUGUGCUGCUCAAUGACCUUCCUGACACUGACUUCAACAUGGUCGUGAAGAGCUUGGUCACACUCCGUCAAAGCAAGAACCCUGUUGUCGUGACAGGUGUCGCACCGGGAUCGUUUUACGAGCGCCUCUUCACUAGUAACUCCCUGCAUGUUGUUUGCGCAUCGAACAGCUUGCAAUGGCUAUCAAAGGCUCCCGAAGAUCUAACGAGGAACCGCAUCCCAGCGUUCGACAUUGAUGAGCAUGCUAGGCGUGAAAUGCUCCCAAUGGUCCGUGAGGCUUAUGAAAAACAAUUCAGGAAAGAUUUCAAGCUUUUCCUGGAGCUGAGAGCCAAAGAGUUGGUCUCAGGAGGCCGGAUGGUUAUUUCCCUGGUAGGGACGCGUUCUGAUGUAAUCGCCUCCAAAUUCUCUCUUUUCCCGGGAAUUGUAGCUCAGAUUCUAAGUGUAAUGGUCGCGGAGGGUGUGAUCGACAAAGAAAAUUUUGAUUCUUUCUAUGUGCCGCUCCAUGGACCUUCCAUCGAACAGGUAAGGGAGAUCAUCAAAGAAGAGGGGUCCUUUUCAAUCAAGGAGAUGCGUGUGCAUGACCCUACAGCCGAAAUGAACAUUGCUCUGAGCAGCCCAAGAAAGUUUGUGAAUAAUCUGAUAGCCUUAUUUGAGCCGAUAAUAGUCCAGCAUUUUGGAGAGGUUAUGGAUGAAUUUGUGAGGGCGGCAGAGCUGCAUUGGAGUCUGGAUGUGGAUGGGAGCUUGCGAGAGGAGCGGGUCAGAACCUCUCGAGCUAUGCUGGUUGUAUCCCUCGCGAAGGCAUGAAGAUGAGGUAUAGGUGCCUGAAGAUACAUGCACCACAUUUAAUGAGAUCGUACUUGAUUGUGUGGAAUGGACAUAUAAAUAAGCAAAAUAGUGUUGUUGUCUA